Molecule: messenger RNA, 4902 nt
Organism: Drosophila yakuba
Lineage: Eukaryota; Metazoa; Arthropoda; Insecta; Diptera; Drosophilidae
Gene: Fas2
Product: fasciclin-2
Exons: 11
Coding region: 402-3068 (888 amino acids)
Biological process (GO): cell-cell adhesion
Cellular component (GO): neuron projection; membrane
Molecular function (GO): protein binding
Source: RefSeq, a predicted model, not a curated record
CUUUCAGUUACGUUUCGACGGCCAACGCGUCGAGUGCUCUGCUUGCUGAGAGAAAAAAAUAAAAAGAGACAGCAGAAGUGGUUCUUCUUCUUACUCGCAUUCUCUCGCGCUCUCUUCACCGUCUGUGUUAACGGUCGUGGCGCGUCGUGUGCGUGUGUGUUAGUGUGCCAGUUAAACAAUGAGAAAUUGAUUCACACACUAAAACAGCUUGAAAAAACACCAGACGCAGAGUGUUAAUCAAAAUACAAUAAUUUGUGCAAUCUCGAGCAACGAAAACAAACUGAAAUUUUUUAAACAUUUUUUUCGUGUGCAUCCGUAAACAAACCAAAGAAGUUAAAACGAGAGCAAUUUGCGAGCGAAAAACCUAGAAAACUACUACAACUGCAAAAUCAGCGAUAAAAAUGGGUGAACUGCCGCUAAAUUCAGUCGGCGUCUUUUUGGCCCUGCUCCUCUGCAGCUGCUUUUUAAUAGAUCUGACCAGUGCGCAGUCUCCCAUCCUGGAGAUUUAUCCCAAACAAGAAGUCCAGCGCAAGCCAGUUGGCAAGCCCCUGAUCCUCACCUGUCGACCCACUGUUCCCGAGCCGUCCCUGGUUGCCGAUCUGCAAUGGAAGGAUAACCGGAACAACACCAUUCUGCCCAAGCCGAAUUACGAUCCACUGUAUGAUUCCAAGGGCAAUAGAAAGAAAGAGAAUGGACGCAACCAGCCGCCGAUGUACACGGAAACGCUGCCCGGCGAAAGUUUGGCCCUGAUGAUUACCUCGCUGUCGGUGGAAAUGGGCGGCAAGUACUACUGCACCGCCUCCUAUGCAAAUACGGAGAUCCUCGAGAAGGGCGUCACAAUUAAAACUUACGUGGCCAUUACCUGGACAAAUGCACCGGAGAAUCAGUAUCCCACUCUUGGCCAAGACUACGUGGUAAUGUGCGAGGUUAAAGCCGAUCCCAAUCCAACAAUCGACUGGCUGCGCAACGGAGACCCGAUCCGCACGACCAACGACAAGUAUGUGGUGCAAACCAAUGGCCUGCUCAUCCGCAAUGUCCAGGAAAGUGACGAAGGUAUCUACACAUGCCGAGCGGCCGUCAUCGAAACUGGUGAGCUAUUGGAACGCACCAUUCGCGUGGAGGUCUUCAUUCAGCCGGUGAUCGUAUCGCUGCCCACCAAUCUGGAGGCCGUCGAGGGCAAACCCUUUGCAGCCAAUUGCACAGCGACAGGCAAGCCAGUUCCGGAGAUUAGCUGGAUUCGCGAUGCCACACAACUGAACGUGGCGACCGCCGAUCGCUUCCAAGUGAAUCCCCAAUCUGGCCUGGUUACCAUCAGCUCCGUUAGCCAAGAUGAUUACGGAACAUACACAUGCUUGGCCAAGAACAAGGCCGGUGUAGUGGACCAGAAGACCAAGCUGAAUGUUUUGGUGCGUCCGCAGAUCUAUGAGUUGUACAAUGUGACCGGGGCCAGGACCAAGGAGAUUGCCAUAACCUGCCGUGCCAAAGGACGUCCGGCACCGGCGAUUACCUUCCGACGUUGGGGAACCCAGGAGGAGUACACCAACGGGCAGCAGGAUGACGAUCCACGCAUCAUUUUGGAGCCAAAUUUCGAUGAGGAGCGUGGCGAGAGCACCGGCACCCUUCGCAUCGCCAAUGCCGAACGUUCCGACGAUGGACUUUACCAAUGUAUUGCCAGGAACAAGGGAGCCGAUGCCUACAAAACCGGACACAUUACCGUUGAGUUUGCUCCGGACUUCAGCCACAUGAAGGAUUUGCCUCCGGUUUUCUCGUGGGAGCAGCGCAAGGCGAAUCUCAGCUGCCUGGCCAUGGGCAUCCCGAAUGCCACAAUUGAAUGGCACUGGAAUGGUCGCAAGAUCAAGGAUCUGUACGACACCAACUUGAAGAUUGUCGGCACUGGACCCCGCAGCGAUUUGAUUGUGCAUCCAGUAACGAGGCAGUAUUACUCAGGCUACAAGUGCAUUGCGACCAACAUCCAUGGCUCCGCCGAACACGAUAUGCAACUGAAGGAGGCACGUGUGCCUGAUUUUGUGUCCGAAGCAAAGCCCAGUCAACUGACCGCCACCACGAUGACCUUCGACAUUCGCGGCCCAUCAACCGAACUGGGUCUGCCCAUUCUGGACUACAGUGUGCAGUACAAGGAGGCCCUGAAUCCGGACUGGUCGACGGCCUAUAACCGCAGUUGGUCACCCGAUUCACCGUACAUUGUUGAGGGACUGCGACCACAGACGGAGUACAGCUUCCGAUUCGCCGCUCGCAACCAGGUGGGAUUGGGAAAUUGGGGCGUCAAUCAGCAGCAGUCCACACCCCGUCGAUCGGCCCCCGAGGAGCCCAAGCCAUUGCAUAACCCCGUCCAGCACGACAAGGAGGAGCCGGUGGUCGUGUCGCCCUAUUCCGAUCAUUUUGAGCUGCGCUGGGGCGUGCCCGCUGACAAUGGAGAGCCUAUUGAUAGGUACCAGAUCAAAUACUGUCCGGGCGUUAAGAUCAGCGGCACCUGGACGGAACUGGAGAACUCCUGCAACACCGUCGAGGUGACGGAGACCACAUCCUUCGAGAUGACCCAGCUGGUGGGCAACACCUACUAUCGCAUCGAACUGAAGGCGCACAACGCCAUCGGCUAUUCCUCGCCUGCUUCCAUUAUCAUGAAGACGACACGAGGAAUUGACGUCAUCCAGGUGGCUGAGCGACAGGUGUUCUCCUCGGCGGCCAUCGUAGGCAUCGCACUCGGCGGGGUCCUCCUGCUCCUGUUCGUGGUCGACCUCCUCUGCUGCAUCACCGUCCACAUGGGCGUCAUGGCCACCAUGUGCCGCAAGGCCAAGCGAUCGCCCUCCGAGAUCGACGACGAGGCCAAGCUGGGCAGUGGCCAGCUGGUAAAGGAGCCACCGCCGUCGCCGUUGCCACUGCCGCCGCCCGUCAAAUUGGGCUGUUCGCCCAUGAGCACGCCAUUGGACGAAAAGGAGCCGCUACGCACGCCAACCGGCAGCAUCAAACAGAACUCGACCAUCGAGUUCGACGGGCGAUUCGUGCACUCACGCAGUGGUGAGAUAAUCGGGAAGAAUUCGGCGGUGUAAGGAGGGUAUCCACAGCACCUGGAACUGCAGUGUCCGACCACAAUGUGCACAAAAUAAAGAGGGAAGGGAAGAUAUAUGAAAAUAUAUAUGUAUGAUGAUCUAGAAGCGAGAACAAGCCAAAGCCAAAGCUGGGGGAAGAGCACUUGAAUAUCGAUCGAUUGACACACUAAGUUGGUUUUAAUUUACUUUCGUACACAGCGUAAAUCUUACUAAAUGUCUUACUAUAAUGCAUACGAUAUCUUAACAACAUCUAAAACCUAGCACAUUAAGCUCGAAAAACCAGCAAGCAUACAAAGAAAGAAAUAACUCAAUGUCGCUUCAUUUUCUAGUUUAAGCAAGUAUUUUAUACCGCUGCAUUUGCUUUGUUUUUCCUUAGUCCAAAAAAAUGUCACAAAUGAAAACGAGAAAUUACAAAUAACAAUGAACGAUGAACAAAGCAGGAGAAGUAAAUGAAUAUAAAAGAGAUGAUAAGAAAAGGUCCUAAGCCUAAGUUAUAUAUAUGAAUGUAUGCAAGAAAGAAAUCUUAAAUUAAUGCCUUACAAACAAAAAAUUACAAUUAUUUAGCAGCUAAAGCGCAGAGGAGGGAUUUAUGCAUGUAAGCCGCAAGAAAUGAGAUCGAUUUCUUUAGUAUAACUAACUUAAACAUGCCAUAAAUAAGAUUUAACAUUAAGUUUGUCCCUGAUUAUCAUCCCCCACCAAUUCGUAGUACUUAAAACGCUAAACAAAAGACUUGCGAGCAUUUCUUUCCACAAAACCAUGCGAUUGGAUAGCUUAAAGGUAGAACAACAAAAGAAUGGACUUGAAUACUUAGUUGAUAUCGAAAUCCUUGGUUUCCUACUGCUAAUUCUUAUACUUAACCACCAGCAAGUGUAACCCACAGGCGGCACUUAAUGAAUAAUGCUCAAUGUACAUUAAUGUUGAAGAAAUUGAAUACAUAUUUGAAAAUGUUUACAAAUUGCUUAGCUGCUUGACCAACGGAAAUAAGCACCCCGAGGCAACUCCACAUCCGUUUCGUAACACAAAAGAUCGAUCUUGGUAAGACCACCUGCUAAGUUGUAGAGAAAUCUGAGAACCAGACAGGCGAUUGCCAGACAUUAACAACCUUUCAUAACCUUUCAUCCCACUUCCAUCGAACAACCGCAAAUCGCUCAGUUUUGUGUUAAAAGUAUUUUCUUAUAUAUGUAAAAAUUAAACAAAUUGUAGUUAAGAGAUCUGAAACGCAUUAAUCUAACGGAUAUAUAAAUCUAAAAAUAUAUAUAUAUAUGUAUGUACAUGUAUUUAAAGUUACUCGUAAGUUUUUUUUCUACACGAAACAGAUAAUACAAAAUAAAAAAAAAAACCAAAAGCGAACUACGUAUAGUAUAUGUUAUCACACCGAUCUGAAUGUAUGUACGUUAACGCCCCAUGAAAAACGUAUUUUUAUUUGACAGCCGUAAAGAUCUCUGAAAUCGCUCAGAUCCCCCAUUUUUCUGUUCUUUGCCUUUGAGCUUUGUACCUUCUGUUGCCAAUUAAGUCAAGCGCCUUGUCAGAGCUUUUUACCAAUAAAUAUACAUGAUACUAUAUGAAAGACCUAUUGAAUAACCCACGAAGCGAAUCCAAGUCGAGAAUACAGGAGGCUAUAUACAUUUAAAUUUGGAUGCGAUUGUUUGAAAAACUGCUGGUCAUUCGAGCAUAUGAAAUAUGUUUGCAAGGAACUGAACGAAUCGGAAGACUCGAUAACUUUGUUCGGCGGCAGAGUGUAGCUUUUUAUAUAAACUAAACUAAAUUGAUGAAAAAUUAUACACUGAAACUGAAACGGGGGAAAUAAAUCUUAUUUACUGUACUAUAAUUCCAA